Molecule: messenger RNA, 3570 nt
Organism: Oenanthe melanoleuca
Lineage: Eukaryota; Metazoa; Chordata; Aves; Passeriformes; Muscicapidae
Exons: 4
Coding region: 1754-2782 (342 amino acids)
Source: RefSeq, a predicted model, not a curated record
AAGUGGUGCUUCUCCGUUUUGUUUAUAGGAACUGUGUUAAAAUAGUGGGUUUCAAAAAGCAAGAAAACUGGACAUAUGAUCCCUGCUGGGCUCCAUUUGCAGUCUGGAGCUGGAAGGUCUCCUUGGGUGUCCCGAGCUCCUUAGCAGAAAAAGAAGUGAAGUCCGUUCUAAUUUCUAAAACAAAAGGGGAAAUACCUCAGAGGCACCGUGUACGUAUCCUCUGGGGAGAGCCCGUCUUUUUCACUAGAGACCGAUUAAUUCACUUUUCCCGGAACUGGCCGGGAGAUGAGCCGGGCCGAGGGCCGGUGCAGCAUGGAGUACCGAGCUAAGCAGAGGUCCCCUCGAAGAGGCAGAUCAAGCAGGGAAAGGUUUUGCGGGGGAGAAGGCCGUGCGGCGGUGCGAGGCUCCCCGAGGAGGGAUGCUGCUGGCUCUCAGUCUGGGUUCUGUCCGCUCGAGUCCUAGCUAUCUUCACGAGAAGGGUAUAUUCCGGUGACCCACCCCGUGUUUGUUUCUCUUGGCUUCUCCGCAGUGGACCCCGGAAAGCCGGGCGACCUCCCCCACGCAGAGCCCAGCCCGGCCCAUGCCAGCAGACGGUGGGGUCCGAGUGCGCCCACCGCCCGUCCCUCAGUUCCCCUCAGAGGCAUAUAUGGCAAGUAAACUGCUUGGCCACUUGCUCCUUCCAGCUUUUCGCCGGUUGCCUGCAUCUCGCGCGGACAAGACCUUCCCUUGGGAGUUGGUAGGGAAGCUGACAGGAGCAAAUUGCAGUAGGUGGUAUAGAUUUCUUUUUUUUCUGCAAGUAAAAGGGGGUCGAGGAAGAGGCCUGGGGUCGUGGUGAAGGACCCUUUUGCCUGUUCUCCUCGAGUCGACGGGGAAGCCGCCUAGCCUCAGUCCCUGUCCCGAGGGUCUCUGUUUCCCCGCUGCUGCCCCGGAGCAGGUGCCGCCAGAAAAGUGGCCGGCCCCACAGCGCUUUGAUGAGCUCGCAGCACCGCCGGGCCGCAGCGCCCCUUUCGCAUGCUAAUAACCCGCCGUGCUCUCCGCGGCUUUCAUGACUAGCAGAGGCUUGCAGCGUAGUCCUCGCAAAGACUGAACCCGGACGAGCAAUUCCUCCAAAAUGGUCUGAGCCCUAAUAAACAAUCUGGUAGGAUAAGCAGUAUCGCCUUCUUCUCCUCCCAGAGACAAAGUGUGGAUUCAUUAACCCGUCUCCUUGCUCAUCAUAUCCCCGUAGGGCUGAGACGAAUUACUGGGUCUGAAUUGGGAGGGGAUUGCUCUAAGAGGGGCUAAUGUUUCAAUCAGUUCAUCCUGAAGGACCACACAAAAAGAAACUUUUUGGUUUAUGGUGCUAUUAUGCGGAGUUUUAAUCUAGGGAUAGAUUUAGCCAAAUGUUAUCUAUUGGGAAUUUAAUGAAGCCCUUAUGUAUUCAAUCGUCUUUUAUGCCACACACAGUGUCUCUAUCCAGAAAUGUUUCCUUCCACAUAGUUCUUUGUUUCUGAUGGGUGAUUUAUAUAUAUUUUAACUAGGUUUUUAAAAAAAUUAUUUCUUUUCAAGCAUCUUGUAUAACGUUUCUCUUAAGCAGGACUGUGUUAGGUCCCUUCCCACAUCCCCUGUAAAAGAGGUUUCCCUUUCCAUCCCUGGUUUCGAAGAUGAUUAUAUUGCAUGUCCACACACUUUGCCCUUCCCUCGGAAGCGCUCCCACUCUGUGGACACCGCCGUGGGCUGCGACAGACAGCGCAGCCCGAGGGUCCGGCCGAGCCCCAUGGCUGCCGUGCCCAGCUCCUCGGCCCUGAAGCUACUCUCAACCCAAACCUUCCCCACCCGCACCUCCUUUGGACCACACCUUGGGUCUGGUUUGUAUUUUAGGUGCGGUGAGAAGCACCGAGGGUCAGCGGGGUGCGCAUCCCGUGCUUGCUGGCUGGUUUCGAAUACCCAGGACGGGCCCCAUCACCAAGUCCGGAAGGUGGAAGAGGGGGGCGAGGCCCUCACCUGCUCUCAGCUGCUCCCUUUCUUGCAGCGCUGGUGGCGAAGGCAGAGCGCACGGUCUCCACCGUCGAGACUGAGGCCUGAUCUGUGGGAAAGUGGAUCUGGUUUAACUGUCCCUUGGCACGGCCAGGAGACUCCACUCCAGGUAUUUCCCCUCCUUCCCCCGGCGACGGGCCGCACACCUUAUCGGAACAGAAUACCGGCUGCCAUGUGCCCGCAGCUCAGCGGAUCCCGACCAGCCUUCACCAUGAGAGUCCCGUCGAGCAGCGGCCAUUGGGUCUCUGCUCGCUGCCCCUUCCUGCGCUACAAAGCAUGCCCGAGAUGUGGAGGAGAGAUUCACCCAGAGUGCCCGUCGGUUUUGGGGAGAGACGGAGAAAUGAACGCGAGUUCCAAGCCGGUAAACCUCUUGCUCUUGUUUCUCGCUUGCGGAAGAACUCUGUUCCCCGCCGGCAGUCCCCCCCGCCUGGAGGUGUACUCCGGGCAGCCGGCCCAGGAGACACGCCGGCCCCUUCCCAGACUCCUGGCUCGGCUCGCCGCUCAGUCACCGGCACGACGGAAAACAACAAAGGCAAAGGCUGCGGGGUUGGGAAGGCACGCACGGGGAGCCCCUCGGCCAAACUCGCGAGCAGCCCGGCUGCCGCAGUGCGGUGGCACCGGGGCUGUGCACGGCUGCGCGGCGGAGCGGUGCUCCACCGAGCCCGCGCGUGUGAGCGGGGAGGCACCGGCUGCGUCUCCGCGGGAAUCUCCGCAGGAAGCCCACGGAAGAUGCACAGCGGACGAAGAUGUGCCCUCAGUGCAGCAGUGAGAGACACAGAGGCAUCCACUGCGUUCCGGGUCACGGAGAGACUUAUCGGCUAGGCACCGCAAUGCCCAAGGUGUAGAAAAACAUUUGGACUGGACUGAGCGAAAUGCGGACUUUUUUGUUGGUUUGGUUUUUUUUUUGUUUGUUUUGUUUUGUUUUGUUUUGUUUUGUUUUGUUUUGUUUUGUUUUGUUUUUUAAGCGCGGUGUGUAGUCAAUUUCAGAAAUUCUACCGCUGAGCUGAAUUCAGAAGCAAAUUUGUAGUUGUGGGUUUUUUAUUUUUCUAAUCAAAAUAAUUGAACUUGCCCUUCCUCUAAGCCACAGGAGACCUGUUGAAUUGAUUCUGUUUCCCUUCUGCUGAUGCAGUAAAACGGCAUGCAGAAAUCUGCGGGCCCCCGUAUUUAGAUGACAGAUUAUGCAAUUUAUGUUAGAAGCAAAAGGAUAAUUAGAUAAUUCAACUGUUGCAUUAAUUAGUUUCUUAAGGCUGGGAAAGCCUUAUCUCUACGGUAAAUCCGAAGGUAUUUCUGUCCCCUUAGUGAAAAAGGAAACCAUGUGAGAACAUCGAAACGCGUCUCAACGUUCAGGAGCAUGUUUCUUGCACCCGAUGAUAUCACCAUCCAGUGCCCACACUGCAGUCAUCUCUCCUGCUAAAGCCCAGGCUUUGGCAAGUGCUUUAAAAACCCGUGAAUGUCUCUUCGUACCGCAGUGGUCGUGGGACUGCUUCUUUAGUUUCAUUGCAGGGGAGUACAUGCACACCUGUAUAUACGAGAUACAUUAAAUACAUACAAUCAAGA